GGCAGAAUCCAGGAGGCAAUAUGAAGAAAAAAGUAAAGAAUUUGAGAGGGAGAAGCAUGCUCAUAGCAUAUUGCAGUUUCAGUUCAUGGAAAUCAAAGAGGUUUUGAAGCAAAGGGAAGAAAUGCUUGCAGAAAUCCAACAGCUGCAACAGAAACAGCAGAGCUAUGUCAGGGAAAUUUCCGACCUUCAGGAGACAAUAGAGUGGAAAGACAAAAAAAUAGGGGCACUAGAGAGGCAGAAAGAUUUCUUUGAUUCCAUAAGGAGUGAGCGGGAUGACCUUAGAGAUGAAGUGCUUGUGCUGAAGGAGCAACUGAAGAAACAUGGAAUAAUCCCUGACUCUGAUGUAGCCACCAAUGGGGAGACAUCAGACAUUCUUGAUAACGAAGGACACUUGGAUUCUUCCAGAACCGUUCCAGGCACAACUCAGGCAUUAAAGACAGGAGGGGAGGGGAUGCUAGGCAAAGCCAAUGAAGUGGAGAUGAAAAAUGAGAUUUUGGAGGAUGUGGGGAAAAGAGAAAUCAUGCAGAAUACUGAGCAUGAGGAACACAAAGAGGAGUCUGAGGAGCAGGAAGUACAGACAUUGCAUGCUGAAAAUGCAAAGGCAGAAAAAAUGGUUGAAGAACGUGACGCCCUGUCAACAGUGAUGCUCCCAGAUAGUAGGUUUGCAGAGCAAGCUCAAAGCCUUACAGAACCUGUGUCAGAGAGCACUUCUUCCAACAAUGGUAGUGACACAGAUGAUCUGAGAAAGGUGACAGAGCCCACAGGCACACUGGCCCAGCAGCCUGAUAGUACAGAGGCUGAACACUGUGACUCGAGUGCAGGGACAGACGAGAACUCGGAGGUGGGCUCUCUGCAAGGCCAUCAGAUUUCUGAGACUUCUCAGGAAAUGCUUUGUGACUUAGGUACAGAGCAGGAACUGGGAGAAGCUGCACCCAAGCAGGAAGAACAAGAGGAUCUUAAAACUAGCCAUGACCUAAGUGAUAAUGAAAUGGGUCAAGAAGCCAACAGUACAAGUGAGAGCAGUGAGCUGGUUUCUAACCAGGCAGGGCUACCAGAGGGUGCAGUGGGAGGCUUGCUUAGGGAAGAGGGAAAUGUGGAGAGUUCCACUCCAGAGGAACUCCAGCACUCAGAAGAAAGUGCUGAAAACAAGGUUACAAAUGUCUUGGAGGAAAAGCUUGUUGAAAGCAAAGACUGCACCGAUGGAAGAACUGAGGAAACAGGAGGGGAUAGAGCUGGAGAAGGAAAUGAGGUUGGGAACGCAGUUGAGGGUCAGCCAAGGGAAACUGAGUCUGUGGGUGUGGAGGGGAUGGAGUCCUGUGAAAGGAGUGUCCCAGCAGAAUCACUUGAAAAGGAAUGUGGAGGACAUCAGGCAUUCACCCAGCCAGUUUCAUCAGAGGACAGUCCUUCAGCAUCAUCAGAGGAACAAAGUACACAAGAUAAAACUGAACUUGAAAAUGCUGCAGCUGAGAAGGACAGACAGGAGGAAGAAUCUGUGGAAGAGCUGAAGAAGUGUUCAGGUUCUGCAGAAACAGGGGAGCAAGAUAAGGCAUCUGUGGAGGCAGAGGGCUGUAUUCCUGAGGUAGAAGGAAGUGUGCUGCAGCAGGCACAGCCAGGCACCGAUGUUGUGAAAGAGGUGACGGCUCAGGAAACCAGUUUAGACCCAAGUCUUUCAGAUGAUAAAAUUAAGGAGUCAGAAUUGGAAACAGGGGAUGAAUCUGAGAAAGGAAAGGAAAGUAGGACAGAAUGGGUAGAAGAUUUAAAGCCAGAGGUAGAAGUUCAAACAGUUCAGUGUAGUGAAGAAACAGCAGGUAGUACAGAAGCAGAGAAAAAUAUUCCUUUAGAAGGUGAAGUGCAGAAGGUGGUCAAACAAGAGAAAGAUGAAUCUAAAGAGGAGUCAAGUGUAGGUGUUAGUGUAACUACUGAAAACAAAGCUGAUAAAGAAACACUGAAAGAAAAUGAGCAAGAAUUAGAGCUUACAGACCACCAUGGUGAGGAACUUGCUUCUGAGGAAUGUGCAAAUAAUUCCCUGGCACAGAAAGCUGAGCAGGAUGAAGAAGUUAGUGAACAAGUUAAAUUGGAGGAUCAAGCAGAGGAAAGCCUGGAAGAUGACGGCGAUGCAUUUGAUUUUGAUGAAGAGUCAAAUCAAAUACUAGAAUCUGAUGAAAAAUGUGAUGGAGAGAAAACUCAAGCAGAGAAAGAAGAGGGUGAUGGAGCAAAUGAUGCUGUUGGAAAAACUGCCCACACAGACAAAGCUGGAGAGGGAACAGACCAAAUGGGAACCAAAGAUGCCUUGACCAAAGACAACAGCUUGCAGCAUAAGCAAGAUGAGCCUGAAGAAACAGGGUGCUUGCAAGGGGAAGCAUUGUUGAAUGCUGAUGAGAAGGCUGAUGUGAUGGAAGAUGAAAUCAAAGCAUCAGAUUCUAAUUCAGUGGAAAAAAUACAGGAUGAAAGUGUUUUGGAACAGGAUUUGGAAAGUGCUGUCAUUAACAGGGCUGAAAGCAAGGAGGAUUUGCAGGGUAGUAGAAAAGGUAGAGGUAGAUCCAGAGAUGACUGUACAAUAUCCUAAGUUCAGGAUCUCAAGCCUGAACAAGUUACAUGCCAUGUGACCAGUCCCAGGACAGAAACAUGCACUUUGCACAAGACACCAGACCCUAGGAAUACUCUUACAGCUUUUUCCUUAUAGGUAACUCAUCAUAAUGCAAUGUAUGUACGUGGUAGUGAUGCAAGUAUUAAGUUAUUCGCUGACAUACCUGGCCACAAGAAGUCAUGAGUGGGCUUUGUUUUGCUGUGUCUCAGGUUAAAAGUUUAUCACCAGAUGAGCUUCACAAAUUGACCAUGCAGACUAUCAUACCUCUAGUGUGGAUAACUGCUACUGAGGAAUUUCUGUAGGCAUUUUUUUAUUCUAGGCUAGAUGACAGAUGUCCUGAAUGUACAUAUGUGCAUGGGACCUUUGUGAACUUAUGCACAUGCUUACUUCUGCUUAGAUCUGCAGUAAGUACAUUAACACUUCAUGAAGGAACUCAUCAGAUCAGCCACACUGAUGUUGAAACUUCUUUCAGAGUGAUUAAAAUCUAUGAACUAAUCUUAUUUUUUAAUAUGGAAAAAAAAGAUAUUUUCAUUCCACUUUGUGUAUUUCUAAUAUGGUCACACUCCAAAAUACAGUAGGAUCACUGUGAAUCUGCUUAGUCUAAGCACUUUGGAAGAACAAUAUACAGUUUGAAGAAAGUGCAACAUACAGGUCUUAGUUUGCUGAAAGGAAAAAAUAUAUACAUGUUUACUUCAUCUAGGCACUUUGCACCACAAUAGGCCUUUCACACCAUGUCUCACAUGGGUUUUUUUAUUUUUUCCAGAGAAAGUGUCAAUACACACUGUAAUGUGUGCUUAGGUCUGCUCUUAAGUACUGUCUAGAUAUGAAUGUAUAAAAUAUCUAUUUUUCCAAGAAGAUUUUUGUCUAAAAUUGCAUUUGCUUACUGCAUUAUAUUUUUUGCUAACUAUGAUUCUGAAAGAAUGUUUUUAUCUCUGAAACAAUCUUACCUCCUCUGUUCUGGAAAGAAGAUAAGUUUGCAUGUCUUAACUCUUAUUGGGUAUCAGACCAAAGAUGACUGUUGUUCUGUGUACUAGCCCCCAUGCUUUUUUGAUAAAGCUGGAUUGCUUUGAAUUCCUGGCAUAAAAUUAGACACUUGGACUCCAUUGCUGUAUUUUUUUCUUGCAUCUUUGCUAGUGCUUGGGAGGAAGAGCAUGUUUUGCAUACAUAAAUAUUCAUUUAAAGUUGUUUUAAGCAAUGAGCGUCACAAGAAAAUGCAAAUUGAGGGGGGUGGGGGCUAUGGAAGGCUGAGUUUGUAUUGAUGUUACAAAGCUGAUAGAGUACAGACAGAAUGCAAAAUUUCAAGAUGUAUAUCAAAAUGUGCUGCUGUAUAUAAUUUAAAUAAACGUAUUUUAUACUCUAAA
Molecule: messenger RNA, 3948 nt
Organism: Pipra filicauda (Wire-tailed manakin)
Lineage: Eukaryota; Metazoa; Chordata; Aves; Passeriformes; Pipridae
Product: leucine-rich repeat flightless-interacting protein 1
Exons: 6
Coding region: 86-2566 (826 amino acids)
Biological process (GO): regulation of transcription by RNA polymerase II
Molecular function (GO): DNA-binding transcription factor activity, RNA polymerase II-specific; RNA polymerase II cis-regulatory region sequence-specific DNA binding
Source: RefSeq, a predicted model, not a curated record